AUGCCCGUGAUGCUGUCCCAAGCGGAGCGCCCCCCGGCCACGCGCGUGGGCGCGGCGGCCUGGCGCGAGGCGGCGCAGGCGGCCUCCCGCCGCGCGCACCAGCUGACCGAGCGCUGCGGGCGCGAGGCGGUGACCAUGUGGCAGCCCAAGGACAGCACGCUGGACCCCCACCUGGCCCCGCACCUGGGCCGCGCCGCCUACGUGCAGCCGUGGCGCUUCCGCGUGGAGAUGCUCCGGAGCGGCGGCACGGUGGAGAAGCCGCCGCCCGGCGAGGGCGUCACGCUCUGGCGCAGCAAGAUGAAGCCGCCCGCGUGGCACGCGCGCCUGCCGCUGCCCCUGCACCGCGACGCGCGCGCGCAGCGCACGGCCGAGCUGGUGUACGCGCACGCCCGCGGGGCGCGCCUCACGGCCGCGCGCCUCGGCCGCGCGCAGAGCCAGAUCAACGCGCAGCUCCGCCUGCUGCUGCGCCAGCGCCAGGCCACCGACCGCAGGCUGGCCCAGGUGCGCAAGGGCCUGCUGGUCAACCGGCAGAGCGUCAAACUGCGGGGCUACCGGCCCAAGUGUGAGAAGAUCCCAGACAAAGCUGACAGCAUGCUUACCUGGGAGAAAGAUGAACUGAAGGCCAUGAAGAGAAAAAUGGAGGAAGACAUGGAGAAAUCAGAGGCUUUGCUCAAGGCUCUCGCUGCCUGUAGAGACUCUCUGGGCUUCUACUGCCAGGAAAGACUCCAAGCCGUGGAACUCAUGAACCAACCGCUGGACAAGGUUCUGGAGCAGGCUGGCCGGCACUCGUGGGUGGACAUCUCGCGCCCCCCUACCCCGCGGACGCAGGGCCAGAAGACACCUCCUACGGACCCGAUAGGCAUCUAUACCCCAGAGUGCGCCGCCGUGCUCAGCGAAGCCAAGCAGUUGUUGAUGGAAUCCAAGGACACCCUGGCGGAAAUGGCCAAGAACGAGCUGGACAUCCGAGAGCAGCAGCAGCAAAUCAGCGACCGUGUGUGUUCCACGCUGUCGCAGAAGAUGCGGGAGACUUUGGAGCUGAAGGAAAGACUAAACAUGACGCUGGGACUGAUGAGAGGGACCAUUCACCAGUGCACGAAGUUCAACCAGGAGAUGUACGUCACGCGGGGCCUCAUCAAGGGCCCGCUCUUGGCAAGUCACCUGGAGGCUCGAGAGAAGCUGAACAGACCUCUGGUCCGCAUGUACCAAAAACACGUGGGCACCCAGCUCCCUGAAGCUGCGCUCCUUGCCCAGGACACCAAGAAGCUGCACAGUCACAACUGGCACAUGGAAAACAACCUGAAGGAGCUCCGCGCCAUGCGCGACGACCUCGCCUGGAGCCUGAAAUGCAAAAAGAUCGGGCACGACGUGGACCACGACGUGGUGCGCCUGCGCAGGCGCCAGCAGCACCCCCACGUGUGCUACGAGCAGGCGCGGGGUCUGGUCAGCGACUGGGACCCCCGCACACCCCCCCGCAGCCAGGCCUGCGCUGCCCCCAAGUGA
Molecule: messenger RNA, 1500 nt
Organism: Jaculus jaculus (lesser Egyptian jerboa)
Lineage: Eukaryota; Metazoa; Chordata; Mammalia; Rodentia; Dipodidae
Gene: Tektl1
Product: coiled-coil domain containing 105
Exons: 7
Coding region: 1-1500 (499 amino acids)
Source: RefSeq, a predicted model, not a curated record